This is a messenger RNA of Medioppia subpectinata, 552 nucleotides long. NCBI's taxonomy places the organism in Eukaryota, Metazoa, Arthropoda, Arachnida, Sarcoptiformes, Oppiidae. The record is from the annotation of a GenBank genome assembly.
AAAUGUAAAUAUCUUACCACUGACUUUGGAGAUGAGCUUGGUAGUUCAAUGUUUAUAUAUGGUUUUAUACCGAUUGCACAAUAUUUUAUGGCAAACCCUUUGGCUAAAUAUCAAUCAAUAUUUGACGAAAUGUGGAUUUAUGCGCGAGAUUUAUACGAAAAUCACGUAAAAACAUAUGACAGCAAUAAUUUGCGUGACUUUUGCGAUACAAUUAUCGCCGCUAAAUACGAGGCCAUUGCGGACAACAAGCCGUCGGCUAAAUAUCUAACGGAUGAGAAUCUGAUAACAACUAUGUGUGGACUCAUUAAUGCUGGUGUGGAGACAACUCAGGACACGGUAUUGUGGAUAUUGCUAUACAUAGCCUAUUACCCCGAUUAUCAACAAAAGUUACGCAACGAGAUUAGCCGUGAGAUCGGCGAUCGGGUGCCAGUGUUUGAGGACAAGUCACGGCUCAACUAUACGCUCGCGUUUAUGACCGAAAUAUUACGGCACAGAAAUCCGGCGCCGAUCGGAAACUUUCACCGAACAGUUGUCGACACACAUUUGGGUUAG